This is a messenger RNA of Westerdykella ornata, 485 nucleotides long. RefSeq lists its product as uncharacterized. The coding region runs from base 69 to 383 and encodes 104 amino acids. NCBI's taxonomy places the organism in Eukaryota, Fungi, Ascomycota, Dothideomycetes, Pleosporales, Sporormiaceae. The record is from RefSeq and is a predicted model, not a curated record. The transcript has a single exon.
GGAGUGGUUGGGCGAUAUGGCGCGGGUAUAUACCCAACUGCUCGGAAUCGCGGCCGAAAGUACAAUAUAUGUAUCAUCUCCGGACGCCCUCCUGCUUGAUCAAUAAACAUUUCCUACCACAAUUCAAAUCGAAAUCUGUAAGGUGUCUUUUAACUAAUCGAACAUGGAGAACAGUCCUUCAACCCUCCAGAGGUGGAGAGCAAGAACGUUGUCCAAGAUCAGUCAGAACACACGGACGGGGAAAGACGCUGAUUCCGACGCCCUCUCCUAUGCCUCCUCAGCGAGCGGGAAAAGCAUGUCAAGCACCACAUCCACGAGGACUACAUCGACAACCUCAGCUCAAUACCCUUCACACGAUGCGGCUGCGCUUGAAGCGGAGAUGAAACGCCUGAUGCGACUUGUUCACUACGGAGACGAGGACGCCCUACAGCAACUUCUACGGUUGCAAAGCCAACGCAGAACAGCGUUUCCCAAUCUUGGGACCA